AUGUGCCUAUAUGGCUCUGGCUUGCCAGAACAUUGUGCCUUGCAGAGCUACCGACCUCACCGUUCGUUACAAGUCUGUCCGUCGUCAAUCAUAGAUGCCAGACAGAAAAGAUUGACUUGGGCCCUUGUCACGAACGCAUCUCGCACCAUCGACGAUGAAGAACGUCCGGAACGGCCAGAUACGCCGAGGUUACCGAAAAAAGCCCCAGCGGAAGGCAUGGUGAGUUGCCCUCUGCGUGAAACGCAAGGUAAAAUGCUGGGGCGGCUAUCCAUGCGAGAAUUGCAGCAGAGGCGUUCGUCCCUGUAA
Messenger RNA from Purpureocillium lilacinum, 306 nucleotides. The record is from RefSeq and is a predicted model, not a curated record. Lineage: Eukaryota; Fungi; Ascomycota; Sordariomycetes; Hypocreales; Ophiocordycipitaceae.